CCAGGCAGGCGACUCAGUUGGUCGGUGGCGGCUGAUGGGCUGAGUGGGGCGUGCGCGCGUUCUCUCUCUCCCUCGGGGGUGUGGAGGGCCUGAGGCCUUGCGCUGCCGUUCCUGCUGGGAGGGGGUGGAUUCGAGUCCUCUCCAUGGCCGGACAUUUGAUCGCAGGGCAAUAGACCUCCUUCUCGAGCCUCUCCCCUGCGGAGUUCUUGGCGCCGCAUAAAGGGUGCAUGACUAUGAGCCGAGUGUGGGACCCCCCGCGCCUCCUCUCGGAGAAAGUGUUCAGCCAGAGAGAAGAAAAACCAGUUGAGCACCGAAGAUGUGAGAGAUCUACUCCUUUCUAAAGGACCAUAUUGUUUGCAAGAUGGAUCGAAGUAAACGAAAUUCGAUAGCAGGAUUCCCUCCACGCUUGGAACGUGUUGAAGAUUUUGAUGGUGGUGGCGGAAGUGAUGGGACCGUUUCCCAGAUGGGCAGAGUUUGGACUUCUUCAUACAGGGCCUUGAUAAGUGCCUUUUCAAGACUUACACGACUUGAUGACUUCUCCUGCGAGAAGAUUGGAUCUGGUUUCUUCUCUGAAGUGUUCAAGGUUCGGCACAGAGUGUCUGAUCAGGUAAUGGCUUUAAAGAUGAACACACUAAGCAGCAACAGAGCAAACAUGCUGAAAGAAGUCCAGCUUAUGAACAGGCUUUCACAUCCCAACAUAUUAAAGUUCAUGGGUGUCUGUGUACAUCAAGGACAACUGCAUGCACUUACUGAGUACAUCAACUGUGGUAACCUGGAACAGCUGUUAGAUAGUAACCAGUACCUGCCUUGGACAGUAAGAGUGAAACUGGCACUGGACAUUGCUCAGGGACUCAGCUAUCUUCACUAUAAAGGCAUUUUUCAUCGGGAUCUGACAUCCAAGAACUGUUUAAUAAAGCAUGAUGAGAAUGGAUAUUCUGCUGUAGUUGGUGACUUUGGUUUAGCAGAGAAAAUCCCUGACUAUAGUGAGAAGCUGCCUGUGGUGGGUUCCCCUUACUGGAUGGCACCUGAAGUAUUGAGAGAUGAACCUUACAACGAAAAGGCGGAUGUGUUCUCGUAUGGGAUCAUUCUUUGUGAGAUUAUAGCCAGGAUCCAGGCAGAUCCAGACUAUCUCCCUCGCACAGAGAAUUUUGGCUUGGAUUAUGAUGCCUUCCAGCACAUGGUGGGAGACUGUCCUCCAAACUUUCUCCAGUUGGCCUUCAACUGUUGUAAUAUGGACCCAACUCUAAGGCCUUCAUUUGUGGACAUUGUAAAAACACUGGAGGAGAUGCUAAGCCGUUUGAAAAAUGAAGAGGCUGAAAGAGAGAGGAAGCUCUUAAAUCUUGACAGUACAGAGAGAAAACCCAUAACCGUUUCCAAAGGAAUUUUAGAGAGAGGACAAGGAGUUAAAAGGCUGAGUUCACUGGAUGACAAGAUUCCUCCCAAGUCACCACGACCACGGCGUAACAUUUGGUUAUCACGCAGUCAAUCAGACAUCUUCUCCCGUAAGCCUUGUCACAAGAUAAAUGUCCAGGAUCCCUACUACACGCCAACUAAAGGGGGAAGCCGCAAAGUCAACCCUUUCAAUGCUAGGGAGGACCUGAAAGGGGGGAAAGUCAAAUUUUUUGACAUGCCAAGCAAAUCUGUGAUAUCACUUGUAUUUGACUUGCACUCCCAAGAGGCAAGGGGAUACCUGAAGAUGAGCCAGCCACAGCUCAGGCAGACCUUCAGCACUGAUUGGCAGGAACCCCCUUUCUUCCCUUGGAGACGUUGUAGAUCACUUCCUGUCUCUCCUGAACUUGUGCACAAAGAAUAUAGCACAUUUGGGGAUCUGUCUUCAACAAUUGGCAGGUGUGAUCCAAGCCAGCUGGGAGCUGAGGUGCGCCAGAAGUUAUUGAGCAGCAGUAAAUAUGGAGUGUCUGAAAUCCCUCCUUUUCAGGCCAAAUUUCAUAGGCUGGAGUCUCCUGCUUCUGUGUAUGAAGAAGAGAUGGACUGCUCUGAUGGACUAGAGCCCCAGGAUGAAAAUGGGUUCUAUCCUGGGAAAAAUAUAGUUGAGGAGCCAGAAUUCAGAAAGACCACAGGGCAAAUUCUACAAGACUCCCAGAAUGUGGAGGGUAUUUUGGUGCAGAACGUAGCCCAUUCAGAAGAUAAACCCUCACAGGCAUUCUUGAGCUGCAUAACCUCUGAAGCUAUGGAGGUGGAAGAUGAAACCCAAAGGAACAUGCCUAGGCUGGAGUCUUCCAAACAAUUACGUGCUAACUCUUCCUCCCAACCAGGCCGAGAGGCAUCUCUGUUUGAGGUAGUAGACAGUGACAUAUCAAAUCGAGUUUCUUCGCCAUCAUCAAAUAUACCAGCAGCAGUAAGUGAAUAGUCAAAAUGUGACAUUUAAAAAUCCAGCCAGAAGGACACACUCCUCCCAAUACCUUAAAAGCUAAAACCAAUGUAGAAACGCUCUAGCAAGUUGUAGCAACUAGUUUGGAGAUUACAAAUAAUUUAGUUGGAGAGAGACUAUAUGUGUGAAAGUAUGUAUGACAGAAUGAUUCCUCAGCUUACCUCAGGAAGUAAUUGUGGGCAGAAGGGGUGAACCACAUCUCUGGGAUGUAUGGGACAAUGUGAGGGUGAUAAUUCCUGGGAAAGAUGAUGGAAUCCUUGGUCUGCCCUGGCUUAGAAGCCAUUUUUCUGUGUGUGAAUGGACGCCUGUGUGCUUUUUCUUCUGUUGAAGGAAUCAAACUUGCCAGAAACUUCCCCUCUUAAAUAUUUAUAACUUUCACUCUGUCCCUUGUAUUUGCUGAGCAACUAUAAAUGUCUUCUGAUUUGGGAUCUAACAGGCUUGAAGUUAGCAGUUUCAGGGCGCAAAGGCAGUUUGUUGUUUCUUGGAUGUAACAAGUUCAUAGCAUGUAAAAUACUAAGCUCCCUUGUGUCCCUAAAAGAAGCUCAGAUUGGGCUGUAAUAUCUAAGCUUUCUACCUCUUCCCAUACAACUUUAAAUCCUGGAAGUGAACAGUUCACUCUUGCUUUAGGCAUUCCUUGUCCACUUGGGAAAUUUACUGCUUAUGCUGUGGCAGUUUCCUUGCAAAACACAAAAUCCGACUAUAUUUUCCUGGCACCACCAGUCAGCACCUUCUUUGAUGGAGAAUGAAUGAGUCAUGUAACCAUUUACAUUUUGAACAAAAGAAGAGCUUAAAGUAAGGCAAAGAUGUUUCCCUAAAAUUACAGCUGUGAGUGCAUCUUCAGUUGGUCUGUUAGUCACUUUGAGCACACCUGUUUACUUGAGUUAAAGAUACAGACCCCAGCCCUACUGCAGCUGCACACGCAUAUUAGUCUAUUUUUACAUUUUUGUAAUUUUUAUGAGUACCUGGUGUUCUGAAGAGAUAGGUUUGAUUCUGUUUGGCUGCACAAAUAAUGCAAUGUAAACAUUCUGUAUGAACUCUUUCUUUUCUGAGUGUUUAGAUUGGCAAUGGAGUCCAAGUCUAGACUCUAUUCCAUAGUUUUAAUACAGCAGGAUAGUGAGAACUCCCCUGCAGGGAGGAGAUACAAAACAACUGCCUCCUGAUGUUCACAAAAAGUUAAGGUGAAUGCCUUCAAAGUAGCAAGCAAUAAUUUGGGGACUUCAGAAAGACCUUUGGCAUGUUGAUUAACAGAUAGCAACUUUCUGGUAAAGAGCUUACAUGCGAUUGGCCAAUUUCAGGCAGUUCUUCCAGAACUUCUCUGGGAUGAAUGACUCCAUAUAUUUAAAACAGUCCAUAAAAGUCUGAUUUUUAAAUCUGUUGCCUCUUCAGGGUGGACCAGAGAGGAUUUGUACAACUGCUAUCCAUACACAUCUUUUUGAUUUAGAAAAUGAAAGUGGUCAGUUGGUAAAUAACGGAAUUGCCAUAUAAGAUGAUUGAUGAUCAUUUUGGAAUUUGUAUCACCUUGCUCAUUAAACAGAUGUUCCUUCUGGGUUGUCUAAUGGACUGUGAGAGACAUGAGCAUUGAAGUAUGUUUUACAGACUAUGGAAAAAGGUCCACACUUAAUUGUUUGCCCUGUGGACUCUCUUAGCUCUGUAGCUUUACUUACGCUCUCACUGUUCUGGCAGGGUGAGAACAAGUGGCACACCCUUGGUUUGAACAAGUGUUCUAAUUAUGCUUCUGUAUUUAUAUGUAUGAUGGUAGAAGGCUUGAAUCCCUUAUCCUCAUACAGAAAGUAUGAAGUCUUCCCAGUCCUCUAUGUAAUAAAAAUGGUUGGCAUUAUAGAGUUCAAGUGAAAGCAAAUUCCUUGGUCAUGGAGUGGUUAAAACUGUAUGGUUAAAACUGUAUACUGCCCUCUUGGGAACCAUGCUAAGAACUCUGGUAUGUUUCUCUCCAGUAUUGCAAAGCAGAUGCUGGCCAUUAACUGUACUGCAUGCAGAAUGAAACCAGCCCAUCAUAUCGCAUAGUGAGGAGGGGGGUUUUUUUUGCUUUUAUCAUGUGUUUGAUUUGCUGACAAAGAUGCAUUUUGCUUUUUAUAAGCUACCUGCAAACAUUUCUAAGAUACCUGGUCUGUUUUAAUUCACUCAUUCUUUUGAUACUGGUUAUUAAAUGUGUUAGAAGCUAUACCUGUGGCUGAUCAGUGAAAGAAGACUGUGUGAAUAAAUGUAUGUCUAAAUUGCUGCCCCAGCAAAAGAGAGGGGUACGGUAGGUUUAUUCUUUGUUGCUGUAUUUUGUCCACGAACACUGGUAGUUCUUGCCAGUUUAACUACAGACACUUGAAUAAUUCCUCUUUGCACUUAAUGCUGCUGUUUAUACUGCAUGUCACUACAUUUCUAUGCAAAAAUAACCUUUGGGGCAGCCAAAUAUUUGAUUAAGGUUUAAAGAUCUUCACAAGAUCUAUUUUCGUAUUUAUGAAGGAAUUUUAUGUCUUAAUAUUUGCAGUCUGUAAAUAGCUAUACCUUGUCAUUAAAGCUUAGGAAGAAGUGUGUAGCCUGUGCAUAAUUUAACACUGCCACAAGAGAAUCUUUUCAAAACAACUUUUUCUAAUACUGCAAAUAUUUAUGAAAAGUGUAAAGAAAGCAAAUAUUGAUUAUGUUGAUUUACUUUGUCUUGACUUUUUUCUGAACUACAGAAGUGGUAUGUUUUACUGGAUCUACAGCAAGUAACCAAAGAUGAACCUGGUUUGAAAACAUUUUCAUGUUUUGUAAACUGUUUCCCAAUUUGCUUUCAAAAUAAAAACAAAUAAAUUGACCUUUGUGGUUGAAAAGACAAGCUGAGAGGGAAAUCAAAUGAAUGUUAAAUAGAUACUAAAAUGCCAAAGUUUAAUUGGGUGGUACCUGCUUUAAGGUUGAAGAAAGAUCCUUCAGCAUAAGAACCUCUUCUCCAAUUCAAGUAACUCUGACAUGAGAGGAAUUUUCAUGGACUCAGCUUUCCUUAGUGGAAUGGUAAGAUCUAUGCCAGUGUUUGUACAACCUUUCCUCAAACUGACCUUCCAUCUUUUACAAGGAAUUAUAAGAUUUUUCUCUUCCUCUGCCUGGGUAAAUGUCUGAUUUGAUAAGAGAUCUUAUUAGCUUCAGUUUUUCUUCCAACAAAUGCAUAGUUAUUUGUUUAUGAAGGAUCCUGACAUUUCAAGCAAAUGUUUCUACAAACAUUAGACUUUCUCAGCAUUAAAACUGAAGUUUUAUUGCUAAGAAAACAUGUUUUCUCUCCAGCUCUAGACUUUCAUAUUUCUCAUCAAUCUGUAUAAUGUUGAAGAUUGUUUUCCAAAUAAAUUCAGCAGCUAUCUAAUGGCAA
Molecule: messenger RNA, 5738 nt
Organism: Sphaerodactylus townsendi
Lineage: Eukaryota; Metazoa; Chordata; Lepidosauria; Squamata; Sphaerodactylidae
Gene: TESK2
Product: testis associated actin remodelling kinase 2
Exons: 11
Coding region: 362-2368 (668 amino acids)
Biological process (GO): protein phosphorylation; actin cytoskeleton organization
Cellular component (GO): cytoplasm; nucleus
Molecular function (GO): ATP binding; protein serine/threonine kinase activity
Source: RefSeq, a predicted model, not a curated record